Molecule: messenger RNA, 5390 nt
Organism: Populus euphratica (Euphrates poplar)
Lineage: Eukaryota; Viridiplantae; Streptophyta; Magnoliopsida; Malpighiales; Salicaceae
Product: TMV resistance protein N-like
Exons: 5
Coding region: 232-4092 (1286 amino acids)
Biological process (GO): defense response; signal transduction
Molecular function (GO): ADP binding
Source: RefSeq, a predicted model, not a curated record
CCGAGUCUUUUCAAAGUAACGUAGGCGAGGAAUUCUUCAAGUCUUUUGGUCAUUGCUGUUACUAUCGUUCUCAAUCACAGAUCAUCUAACAGCACUUGGUCAACAUUACUUGCAAACUGACUGCUAGUAUGAAAAUGGGUUACAUUUUCAACAUUUUCUUUCUUGUUGUUGCUUUCUUAUUUACUUUUCCGACUUUUUCACAUUUACGUUCACAUUAUUUAUGUUCACCUCAUGCUCUGGGCACCCGAUGGCCUAAAGUGUUUUCUAUAUUUUACCUCCGGUAUCUGGCUAUCAGAAAGUUUUGAUCCAAUGGCUUCUUCCUCUUCCACUAAUUGUUGGAAGCAUGAUGUAUUCUUGAAUUUCAGAGGCCAAGACACCCGCAACACUUUUACUGGCCAUCUACACCAAGCUUUGUGCAACAAAGGAGUUCAUGUGUACAUUGAUGACGAGCUUGAGAGGGGAAAAGAGAUUGCUCCUGCACUCCUCCAAGCUAUCGAGCAAUCAAGGAUCUCCAUUGUUGUUUUCUCUGAAACCUAUGCAUGCUCUUCCUAUUGUUUGGAUGAGCUGGUGAAGAUGAUUGAAUGCAAGGAAUCGAAAGGGCAAGUGGUUUUGCCCGUGUUCUACAACGUGGAUCCAUCAGAUGUAGAAGUGCAGAACGACAGCUUUGGAGAACCUGUGCUUCGUGCAGCUUCAUGUGCUGCUGCAAGUAUGGACAAGUUGCUGGAGUGGAAGGAAGCUCUAACAAAAGCAGCUAGAUUGUCUGGGUGGCAUUUGGACAACGGGAAUGAGGCUAAAACUAUCCAGAGCAUUGUUGAAAAGGUCUUGGCUAUAUUGAACCGCGCAUUCUUACAUGUUGCCGAUUACCCUGUUGGACUUGAUUCCCAUAUCCAAGAUUUGAAUUGUCAGUUACGCCUCGCAUCAAAUGAUGUUUGCAUGGUAGGGAUUUUGGGAAUUGGUGGAAUAGGCAAGACAACUGUUGCCAAAGCUAUUUACAACGAAAUUGCUAAUCAGUUUGAAGGUAGCAGCUUUCUUGCAAACGUUAGAGAAAUGGCAAAGCAAAACAAGGUUGUUGAACUACAACAAACACUUCUUUCACAGAUACUUGGAAAUAAAAAUUGGUCUGUUGGAAAUAUAGAUUUUGGAAUCAGUGUGAUAAAGGACAGGUUGUGUAGUAAAAAGGUUCUUAUUGUUGUUGAUGAUGUGGAUAAUGUGGACCAGUUAAAAAGACUAGCUGGAGAGCCAGAUUGGUUUGGUGCCGGGAGUAGGGUCAUUAUUACGAGUAGAGAUGAACAUGUGCUUGUUUCCCAUGGAGUAAGAUUUGUGCAUAAAGUGGAGGAACUAUGUCCAGGUGAUGCUUUUCAACUUUUUAGCUGGCAUGCAUUCAGAAAUUCCCAACCCAAGGAGGAGUUCAUGAUGCAUUCAUGCGAUGCAGUAACUUAUGCCAAAGGCUUGCCAUUAGCUCUUGUUGUGUUGGGUUCUUUUCUGUAUGGUAGGAGUGUACAUGAAUGGGAAAGUCAAUUAGAUAAAUUGAAGCAAAUUCCUAAUAAAAAGAUAUAUGAAAUACUCAAAAUAAGUUACGAUGGCUUGGAGGAUGGCACUCAAAAGGCCAUUUUCCUUGAUAUUGCGUGUUUCUUUAGAGGAAUGGACAAAGACUAUGUGAUGAAAGUGUUCCUUGCAUGCGAUUUCAAGCCAAUUAUAGGAGUCCAAGUUCUUAUUGAGAAGUCUUUGAUAAGUAUAGAGAAUAAUAAGCUGCAGAUGCAUGAUCUACUACAAGCAAUGGGCAGACAAAUUGUUCAGCAAGAAUCUCCCAAUAUACCAGGCAGGCGCAGCAGAUUGUGGUUUCAUGAGGAUAUUGCUCAUGUAUUGACCGAAAAUAUGGGAACAGAUGAGAUUGAAGCAAUAAUGCUAGACUUCCAUGAACCAGAAGAGAUGCACUUGAGUGCUAAAGCAUUUAAGAAGAUGAAAAGACUUAGAAUACUUAUAAUCCGCAAUGCUUUGUUAACUGUGGCUCCUGUAUAUCUCUCAAAUGAGUUGAGAUGGCUUGAAUGGCCUGGGUGUCCAUUAUUGUCACUGCCAUCUACUUUUCAUGCAAGAAAACUUGUUGUUCUCAACAUGCAGCAUAGCUUCAUCAGCCACUUCGAGGGAUUCAAGAAUUACAGUUGCUUGAAGUUUAUGAAUUUCAGUGGUUGCGGGUUCCUAAAAGAAACACCCGACUUCUCAACCAUCAGGAAUCUUGAGAGGUUGAAUCUUGAAGGGUGCGCAAAUUUGGUUGAGGUUCAUCAGUCUGUUGGAUAUCUUGAUAAACUUGAAUUCUUGAAUGUUGAAUUCUGCUCUAACCUCAGAAGUCUUCCCCGAAGAGUCAAAUUGAAAUCUCUUAACACCCUUCUUCUUUCAGGCUGUCAAGUGCUUGAGGCGUUUCCUGACGUCGUUGAAAAGAUGCAAUGUUUGGAGAAACUUUGUUUGAGUGGAACUGCAAUAAAAGCGCUUCCUUCUUCCAUCAAAAAUAUAUCUGGACUUAAAGUCUUGACCCUGACAUUUUGCAAAAACCUUGCCGAUCUUCCUAAUAGCAUUUAUAAACUUACACAUCUUGAGUGUCUGCUUCUUGAAGGUUGCUCAAAACUUGACAAGUUUCCAGUGAAUGGGGAGAAUGAGGUACCAUCAAAUUUCCUUACAUCUUCAAAUUGUUAUGAAAAUUCCUCAGGAUCGGACUUCCUUCCGGCUCAAGCGAAUUCUCUUGAUGGAUCUUCCUCAUUGGGAUUUCCUUCGUUAAGAUGGCUAGAUCUACGAAACUGCUGUCUAAGAAAUGUCAAUUUCUUGAAGAUGCAUGAUUGCUUUCCCAUGUUGAAGGAAUUAGAUUUGUCAGGAAACAGUUUUGCUAUCUUUCCAGAAACACUCUCGCUAUUUACUCACUUGAAGAGCCUCAGGUUACAUAAAUGCAAGAAGCUUCAAGAAAUUCCAGAGCUUCCACGGAAUAUUAAGAGACUAGAAGCAAGAGAUUGUGAAUUGUUGGAAAGAUAUUCACCAUUAGAGAAGGAAGGUGAAUGGCCAGCCAAACUUCGCGUUGUUGACUUCUCAAACUGCCACAAACUAGCUAAAAACCAGGGAAAGAAUUUGGAGGAUGCAUUCUUUAGUAAGGCAUUUCAUAAGCAAUUUCAAGUUGAAAUAUUCCUUCCUGGAAAUAAAAUUCCAGAAUGGUUCGCGUUUACUAGUGAACAGGGCUCCUUGACUUACCUUGUACCUUCCUCUGUUUUCGAGAAAAUCCAAGGACUGGUUAUCUGCUCCAUUUUAUGUUUAGAGGAUGAAGUGACAGCAAAUAUAUCGUGUGAAAUGUUUGUUGAUGGGAAAAGCAUGAUUUUGUGCUCAAGACAUUUCUUUCCAUUGGAGACGGAUCAUAUGUGGUUAUACUACCAGCCAUAUUGCUAUACUAGAGCCUUGGGUACAGCAAGAAAUGAUUUAGUUCGCUUUGAGAUUUCAUUUGAAGUCCUCGGAGCACCAAGGGGUUCGGCGUUGAAAAUGUGUGGGAUCUAUUUUAUAUACAAGCAAGAUAAGACAGUGAGUGAUCCAAGUUCCACUCAAUCCACAAGUUAUCACACAGACCACUCUGUUUCAUUUGAUCUCAUGACAAGUUGCUACGUAGAUGACCCCGACUUCGCUUUGAGUCCUAGUAUGAACAGGAAGCGGCCAGCAUCAUCAGAUCUAACUGAAGGAUGCAACAAUGAUGACUUGGAACUCAGUUUGAAUCCAAAGGUGAGCAGAAAAAAAACUGCUGAUAAUCAGCGUGGGGAGCAGUUUUCUUUUUCUCUGCAGCCAAUGGAUCAGAAGCCGGGUAACCCUUUGAUAUCAUCCAAAUCUGGGGAGCAUCAACUGGAGCAUUGGCUUUCUUUAUCUUUGCAGCCAAUGGAUGUGAGUAAUUGGAAUCCAAUGUGCAUCAAGAAAUUAGAGGAAAAAGUUCAACUUCAACCAAAGAGCAAGGAAACAAUGAGUUUCUUUAAUGAGCUUGGCGGGACUCCCAUCAGGGAACAGGCUGCAGUAGAAGAAUAUGAAACUGAAAAAGAUGAGACAUAUAUUUCUGAUGUUGAAUCUCUGGCUUGACUGAUACCAAUAUAUACCUUCAUGAGAAACCGAGAUGGUAAAGGAUCUACGAAAGAAUGAAGCAGAAAAGGAGUUUCUUCUAAUAUCUCAAGCACUGAAGUUGCUGCUAGUCGAAGCUCAGUGAUGGCAGUCCCUUGGUCAAAAAGAUCAAUGGAUGAUGAAGAGGUGUUAAUUUAUGGAACACAAAGCAUGAGGUCGCCAAAAGGAGAAGAACCUUGCUACCUUGGCUAUUGAUGAAUUUGGUGAUGGAGAGUCCCAUUCUGAUGCAGUUGUAUGGUUUACUUCUUCGCUGAGACGUCAGGGGACAGAUGAGAUCGAAGGGAUUGUGACAGAUUUACAAGAACCAGAAGACAUGCAAUUGAGUGCUGAGGUCUUUAAGAAGGUGAAAAGGCUUCGGAUAGUAAUAAUCCGCAAGGCAUUGUUCAAGGAUGGUUCCUGUAAAUCUCCCAAAUUCGUAAAGAUGGCUUGAAUGGCCUGGAUGUCCUUUAUUGUCAACGUCACCUGCAUUUCAUGGAAGAGAACUUGUUGUCCUCGAGAUGCAGCAUAGCUUCAUCAAGCAAUUUGAGGGAUUCAAGGUUGUAUCUCUUGGUGCUUCUCUCUUUAAAUCCUAACAAAAACUUAUUCUAAAUACAUGAUUAUUCAAGCACCAAAUAGAGGAUGAAUCUAGAAGUUUGCAUGAACUUAUUUUAUAUUCGUCAAUCUGUUGGUUUUAUUAGUGUACUUCAAUUUUAAAGCCUUGAAUUCUGCUUUAACCUUAGAAUUCUUCCUAGCAGCUUCAAAUUGAAAUCUCUCGACACCCUUCUUUUUACCGCCUGCAAAAAACUUGAGGUGUUUCUAAAAUUUGUGGAAAAGAUGCCAUGCUUGGAGAAGCUUUAUUUAAUGUGUUCAUCAAUUGAAAAUAUAACGAGGCUUGAAGUCCUAACUGCAACAUAUUGCAAUAACCUUGCCAAUAUUCCAGCAGCAUUUAUAAUCUAAGUCAUCUUGAGCUUUAUCUUCUUGAAGGUAGCUCAAAAACUGGCAAGUUUCCAGUGAAUGGACAAGUGAGGAGCAUUCAAGUUUCCCCAGGUCUUUGAAUACAGAGUGUUCAACAGGAUCCAGCUACCAUCCUUUUCGUUCUCCAAGAAGACUUGCAGCUCCAAGCAAUUUUUUGUGGAUAUAUAGCUUUUCCUCGCUGUGGUGUCCUAUAUUAAGAUAUCUGGAUCUGCAAUACUGCAGUGUAAUCGAUGUCAGUUAAAUGACAAUGUCGAAAUUUAUUUUCCAUGUUCAUGGAACUAGAUUUGUCAGGAGACAAGUUUUAC